This is a messenger RNA of Ascoidea rubescens DSM 1968, 3531 nucleotides long. It is a transcript of the gene SIN3, whose product is annotated as transcriptional regulator SIN3. Gene Ontology annotation, molecular function: transcription corepressor activity. Lineage: Eukaryota; Fungi; Ascomycota; Saccharomycetes; Ascoideales; Ascoideaceae. Gene Ontology annotation, cellular component: chromatin; Sin3-type complex. Gene Ontology annotation, biological process: negative regulation of transcription by RNA polymerase II. The transcript has 5 exons. The record is from RefSeq and is a predicted model, not a curated record. The annotation marks the transcript as partial.
CGAAUCUUGAACAUGACAGAUGCUUUGGCCUAUUUAAAGCAAGUAAAAAAACAGUUUUUUCACCAGCCCGAUGUCUACAACCAGUUCUUGGACAUUAUGAAGGCCUUCAAAGGGCAAAUGAUUGACACCCCGGACGUUAUCGACAAAGUAUCAGUAUUAUUUCGUGGACAUCUCAACUUGAUCCAAGGCUUUAACACCUUUUUGCCUCCAGGUUAUCACAUUGAGUGUUCGACAGAUCCUCUUGAUCCUCAUUUGAUUCGAGUAACCACUCCAAGAGGCACAACCACUCAAUCCUCGAUCCCUCAGCAAUCUCAAUCUCAAUCCCAACCCCAGCAUCUAUCUCUGUCACAAAUCUCUUCCUCUCAACAGCAGCAGCAUCAGCAACAGCAUCAGCAACAGCAACUACAAUCUCAAUCACAACAAAUUCAGAUCUAUCAUCCAACUCAAUCCACAAUUCAACAACAAAUUCAAGGUCAAGUCGAAAUGAACGAUGCAAUCAACUAUGUCAAUCAUGUUAAAGUCCGUUUUACCAAUCAACCCGAAAUUUAUAAACAGUUUUUGAAAACUUUGCAGAAUUAUCAAACUGAAAAUAAACCAAUCUAUGAAGUUUAUCAUGAGGUGACAAACUUGUUCAGAGAUGAUCCUGAUUUAUUAGCAGACUUUAAAAGAUUUAUACCUUACGAUGGUCCACAGCAAUUUAGUCUUCCACAAAGUUUAAGAACCCCUACUAAUUCUCAUCUUCCACCAGUUGGAAAUUUUCCUCCUCCCUCGGCAUCCAAAAAUUCAAUUUCAGGUCAAAUUCAAAUUCAAAAUCAGGUCCUGCAACAAUUACAGCAAGCUAAUCAAUUACAACAAAUUUCCAUUCAGCCUCCUCCAAUUGCUAAUCCUAUAAUAGCCCCAAAUAACAGAAGAUCAAAUAAUAAUUAUAUUUCUCUACAAAAUAUCAACAAUAGCAACGAUCAAUAUCCUGUUUCAAGUGAAAGAGGCGAUAUCCUACCCAACCCCAAUUAUCUAAAUAACCCAUCUUAUCAAAGACAAUCCCAAUCUCAAGUUCAAGCUCAAUCACAACCAAUCCAAAAACUUCCUCCUCAAAAGACUGCUCUAACUGAAGAGUUGGCCUUUUUUGAUAAAUGCAAAAAAUUCAUUUCAAACAGACCAACUUAUAAUAAUUUUUUGAAAUUAAUUAACCUUUUCACUCAAAAUUUAAUUGACAAAAUUACUCUUGUUGAAAGAAUUUAUAGCUUUAUUGGUUCUCAACCCGAAUUAUUUGAUUGGUUCAAAAAUUAUAUUGGUUAUGAUGGUCUUGAACCUUUAAAUAUCGAAGAUAUCCAUUUUAAAAAACAUAAAUUACAACUAGAUUUAUGUAAAGCAUAUGGUCCCUCAUAUAGACAACUUCCAAAAGCUGAAACUUAUAUGCCCUGCUCUGGCCGUGAUGAGUUGUGCUGGGAAGUCUGUAAUGAUGAAUGGGUUGGUCAUCCAAUUUGGGCUUCCGAAGAUUCGGGAUUUAUUGCUCAUCGCAAAAAUCAAUAUGAAGAAGUCUUGUUUAAUAUCGAAGAAGCUAGACAUGAAUAUGAUUUUUAUAUGGAAGCAAAUUUAAGAACAAUCCAAACUUUGGAAACAAUCGCAAAUAGAAUCGCUUCAAUGCCCCAAAGAGAGAAAGAGAAUUUCAAGUUAGAGCCUGGUUUAGGUCAUACAUCAAUAACUAUUUAUAAAAAAGUUAUCAGAAAAAUAUAUGAUAAAGAUAAAGGUUUUGAAGUAAUAGACGCUUUACACGAAAAACCAGCAAUAUCCAUUCCAAUUGUUUUAAAAAGAUUAAAACAGAAAGACGAAGAAUGGAAAAAGGCUCAUCGAGAAUGGAAUAAAAUUUGGAGAGAACAAGAACAAAAAGUCUUUCAUAAAAGUUUAGACCAUUUAGGUCUCACUUUCAAACAAGCCGAUAAAAAAUUAUUAACUACUAAGCAACUAAUUUCCGAAAUCAAUGCUAUUAAAGUUGAGCAAAAUAACUCCAUAAAGAAACUUCAUCCAUUAACACCUAAACCUCAAAAUCAAUUAGAUUAUGAUUUCAAAGAUAAAGAGAUUUUUAUUGAUAUUUCCCAAUUGUUAUGUGCGUACUUGGAUAAUAAUAAUCCUUACUCAACCAGAGACAAAGAAAAAAUUAUUAAUUUUUAUUCGUGUUUUCUAAAAUUGUUCUUUGAAUUGCCCGAUGAAUUGGUUGAAAAAUUCCAAAAUUUUACAACAGAUUCUAGUAGUAUUGCAGGAUCUACGACUCCAGUCUCUACUGGAAAUAAAAAACGUAACCGUGAUUCUGACUUACUCAGAGAUGUCCUCAAAAGAAGUAAUAAAAGAAACAGAAGAGGAGGAGAUGUCAGUGACAGUCCAGCUUCACCAUCUCAAGAUCACCAUGAUGAACUUGAUAUAUCUGAUGAGGUUGCUAAAGCUGGAGAGUCAUGGAUUGAAACAUUAGCUAAUCCUAGAGCAACAUUGGAAUUGGAUGAAUCAUUAAAUUCUAAUUCUCAAAGAAAUGUUUUUAAUUUGUUUUGCAAUACGCAAAUUUAUGUAUUUUUUAGAUUUUUAAGGACUAUUUAUGAAAGAUUGGAAGAAUUGAAGAAAAUGAAUGAAGAAACUAGUAAGGAAAUAUCUAGCCGUAUUGAUACACAAUUUGCCAAAGAUCUAGGAUUACUCUCAUCUCAAUUAAAAGACAUGGGUUAUGAAUUGAAUGGAGAAAAUCCAUAUGGACAAACAAUUGAGCUUUCGAUCAGGCUAAUUGAGGGACAAAUUGAAAGACAAUGGUUUGAGGAGACAUUAAGACAAGCAUACCGUAAUAAAGCAUUUAAGUUAUUUACAGUUGAUAAAGUCAUUCAGGGAUUAUCCAAGCAUAUUCAUACAAUAAUUUGCGAUAAUAAAUUAUCAGAAAUGAUGGUUUUAUUUGAGUUGGAUAAAAAUUAUAUUGGAAGUGCAACUAGAGAUCAAAUUAUUUAUAGAAUGAGGGUCAGAGAGUUGAUGGGAGCUGAAGAAAAUAUGUUUAGAAUUGAAUACGAUAACAAAAAUGAUCAUGUCACUAUUCAAUUUGUUGCUUUGGAUGAUUUGACCUUGAAGAAUCAUAAGAACGAUGAAGAAAAAUGGAAUUAUUACUUAACAAGUUAUAUAAUGGCACAUCCAACUGAGGGGGUUCCAGCAAAUAAAAUUUGCAUGCCAUUUUUGGCUAAUUUCGAUGACGAUUCUCAGGAUCAAAUUGAAGGUUAUACAGAUUCCCAAUUGAAAGUUCGUGUUGCCCAAGAUUCUUAUAAAUUAUAUUUUGAAGAAGGCAGUCAUGAUGAGUUUACAAGAAAUAAAACUGAAGAUGAAGAUAGUAAAGAAAACUCAGAAAAGACACCACAGAGAACUAAAGAACAAAAACUUGAAAGUUUUGUUACAAUAUUGGAAGGUAUAUAUGGCUGGAAGUGUGACAUUGAAGACGAAAAAUCAAUAGAUAAUUUUGAAGAAAGGUUCAAAAUACUCGAAGAGCAAGGUGGAGAUGCAUACAACAAUUGG